UUGGAUGCGACGUUGCAAAGGAUGGGAUAGAAGAAUCGCACAUCUGACGGGAGAAAACGCGAGCAAGCCCUUGCUUGACCAGUCUCAAGAAAGCUCGUCUACGGCUCUGCUCCUCGCCGGCGAUGACGCCCGCGGAGACCUCCCCGCCGGCGCCACCUCCACGUGCUUCUCACCCUGUCUCCUCCCCGCUCCUCCUACAAGACCCCACAACCCAGGCCACGUGCCCUUGGAGGGAGCAGCUCACCGUCCGUGGCGUCGCCGUGGCUGCGGCGCUGGGCGCGCUGCUCUGCGUGGUAAUCCACCGCCUCAACCUCACCGUCGGGGUUAUACCGGCGCUUAACGUCGCGUCGGGCCUCCUCGCCUUCUUCCUCGCCGCGGCGUGGCGUGCUGCCGCCGGGUGGCUAGGGUUUGGCCGCGGGCCGCCCUUCACGAGGCAGGAGAACACCGUCAUCCAGACGUGCGCCAUAGCAUGCGCCGGCCUCGCGUUUAGCGGGUGCUCCGCCUCCUACAUCUUUGCUAUGGACAGGAAGACUUAUGAGCUCGUGGGACCAGACUAUCCCGGUAAUCGAGCCGAAGAUGUUAAGGAUCCUUCACUUGGCUGGAUGAUCAGUUUCUUGUUCCUCAUUGCUCUCGUUGGGCCAUUUAGCAUUGUCUUGCUUCGAAAGGUAAUGGUGAUUGAUUACAAGCUUGCAUUCCCUGGUGGAACAGCUACAGCUUUGAUGAUCAAUAGCUUGCAUGGGAAAACGGAUGGUGAUCUUGCAGGGAAAAAGCUGCACUGCCUUGUAAAAUACAUGGGCAUUAGUUUUGUUUGGAGCUUCUUUAAAUGGUUCUUUAGUGGUGUUGGUGACUCUUGUGGUUUUGACAAUUUCCCAACAUUUGGGCUUGAAGCUUUUAAAAGCACGUUUUAUUUCGACUUCAGUCCUAGUUAUGUCGGGUUUGGUUUUAUUUCCCCUCAUAUUGUAAACUGCUCAGUUUUCCUUGGAUCUGUCAUAUCUUGGGGCUUUCUUUGGCCAUUUAUUAGUGCACAAGCUGGUCAUUGGUACCCAGAUAACCUUGGUAACAGUGAUUUCAGAGGCCUAUAUGGUUAUAAGGUCUUCAUAGCCAUUUCGAUUAUACUUGGAGAUGGCCUAUACAACUUGGUUAAGAUAUUUAUUGUCAUUGCUAGAGAAUUAUGCAGCAUGCAAUCGAAACAACAUGAGCUGCCUGUUCAAGCUCUGGAAGAUGACGGGAGUUGUGAACAACUAGCAGAUGAGAAACUACAAACAGAGAUAUUCCUCAAAGAUAGUAUAUCUCCUUGGUUUGCUGCUUCUGGUUACAUUGUCCUGGCAGCAAUAUCCACCGCCAGUGUGCCCGCCAUAUUUCCCCAGCUCAAGUGGUACCUUGUCCUCCUGUGCUACUUCUUCGCUCCCGUGGUUGCGUUCUGCAACUCCUACGGAAUGGGCCUCACCAACCUGAACCUUGCCCCGACCUACGGCAAGAUCGCCCUCUUCGCGUUGGCCUCGCUCGUCGGCAGUGAUGGCGGUGGAGUCAUCGCCGGCCUUGCAGCCUGUGGCAUCGUAAUGUCCGUUGCCUGUUCCACAGCCGAUCUAAUGCAGGACUUGAAGAGCGGGUACCUGACCCUCUCGUCGCCGCGGUCGAUGUUCACUGCCCAGCUGAUCGGCAUCGCGCUCGGGUGCGUCAUAGCUCCGCUCACGCUGUGGCUCUUCUGGACAGCCUUCGACAUCGGCGACCCUGACGGGGAGUACAAGGCCCCCUUUGCCAUCAUGUUCCGGGAGAUGGCCAUCCUCGGGAUGGAGGGCUUCUCCGCGCUGCCACUGCACUGCCUUGACAUCUGCUAUGCCGCCUUCUUCCUCGCCUUGGCCACCAGUCUCCUCAAGGACGUGGCGCCCGCAAACGUGUCCAGGUUCAUCCCCAUACCGAUCGCUAUGGCUGCGCCGUUCUACGUUGGCGCCUACUUUGGCGUGGACAUGUUCAUAGGCACGGCGAUCUUGUACGCCUGGCAGAAGCUGAACCGGGAGCAGGCUGAUGGUUACGCGGUGGCUGUGGCGUCCGGGCUGAUCUGUGGAGAUGGGAUCUGGAGCAUCCCUUCUGCUCUUCUGUCCAUCCUGGGAGCUGUUCCACCCAUCUGCAUGUCGUUCGAGGCUUCCUCUGCUCCCAGGUGAGAGAUGAACAAUACGCAGAAGUUUUUAUUACUGGCCAUAUGUUUGCGCCAUUGAUGAAACCAUAUGGAUUGUAACACAAAGGAGGUGUUAGUUGUUCGUAAUUUGUACCUCCGAUGAUUUUAUAUGAAACAAAAACACGUCUUUGCAUGUAAUGUAAAUACAUACAUUCUCUGGUUU
Messenger RNA from Zea mays, 2339 nucleotides. RefSeq lists its product as uncharacterized. Gene Ontology annotation, molecular function: oligopeptide transmembrane transporter activity. Gene Ontology annotation, cellular component: vacuolar membrane. The record is from RefSeq and is marked provisional. NCBI's taxonomy places the organism in Eukaryota, Viridiplantae, Streptophyta, Magnoliopsida, Poales, Poaceae.